Osmerus eperlanus (European smelt) is the source of this 2749-nucleotide messenger RNA. RefSeq names its product synaptophysin-like 2a (gene sypl2a). Lineage: Eukaryota; Metazoa; Chordata; Actinopteri; Osmeriformes; Osmeridae. Bases 195 to 905 code for a protein of 236 amino acids. The transcript has 6 exons. The record is from RefSeq and is a predicted model, not a curated record. Gene Ontology annotation, cellular component: synaptic vesicle; synaptic vesicle membrane.
GUCACGUGUACUAGACUAGUUCAGAAAGUUGACAGCAGCAACAGGGUUUACAACGUCAGCCUGCUACUUUACGUCAAUGCUAGUUUUUAGAUAACUAAUUCAAAAUUUUGCCGAAUGUAACGGAUAAGUUACCCUUGACAUAGUUUAUACAUUUUAUGAAUACGUAAAGUUACUGUUAGCUGUUUAAAGUCACCAUGGAUGUUUUUCAGAGGCUGCUAUCUGGAUUCAGUCUGGAUCUGGGACCGCUCAAAGAACCUUUGGGGUUUAUUCGGGUAUUAGAGUGGGUGUUCACCAUCUUUGCCUUUGCCACCACAGGGGGUUACACUGGGACCUCCCACAUCACUAGUAAAUGUAAUGCCUCUGCCAGCGUGGUGGAUGUACCGGCUACAUUCGGUUACCCCUUCAGGAUGCCGAGCACUCCGUACUUUGUGCCAACAUGCAUCGGUGGCAGUAUCAACACAACCUACCUUAUGGGUGACUAUUCCUCCUCAGCAGAGUUCUUCGUGUGUGUGGGUGUGUUUGGCUUCCUCUACUGCACAGCAACCCUGGUGCUGUACCUGGGAUACCAACAUAUCUACCGUGAGACCAGCCGUGGACCCAUCGUAGACCUGUUUGUGACUGCAGCCUUUGCCUUCCUGUGGCUGGUGUCGUCCUCGGCCUGGGGGAAAGGCCUGACCGACGUGAAAUGGGCCACCAACCCUGAGAACUUAGCAAAGAGCUGCACCCCACUCUGCAUCCCCGGGGCCUUCCCACCCAUGGGACGCCUCAAUGCUUCAGUGAUUUUUGGGUUCCUGAAUCUGAUCCUUUGGGGAGGAAACUGUUGGUUUAUAUAUAAGGAGACUCCUUUCCACAAGGAUCCUAACCCACCUGCCACUAUGGAGGAGGGCAAAGUCACCGGAACCUAAUUCACUCCUGAAGGCCCCCUUGCUACCCAAACCUACAAUAUCACAACAAUGCUUGGGGUCCCACACUGGUUCUUGUGUAACGCCGUUAGAUAAUACAACUAAAUCACCAAGGAAAACAAUGCUUCUUUUUUUUUACUACACUAAUCUCACAGGUCACUCAUCAUUACAGGUGUUCAGCUCAAGUUCAAUCUUAAGUUACAUUUCCUUUUAUUUCACAUUGAUCAGUUUAUCUGAUUUACAGGCCUACUCCAAUCAGUUCUACCCCUUCCGAGGUGAAAAUAAGUGCCUUUUUGAGACCCUUUUAAAUGAUGAUGCCAAUACAAAGUGCCUUUACCUUACAUGAAAUGUAGUUAGAUACUGUAAGCAUGCCUUGAGCUGAAUACUUUGAUAAGAAACUGUCCAUCUAUAAUAUUCAAAAUAUUGCUUGCCUCCCAGUGAGCAGGUGCAUUCAGGUCUACAUGAAUAAUUCUGUUAACUUUUUUUAGUAUUAUUACUAAGUAGAUGUUAAGAAAUUCAGUAACUUGCUGUCGUACACUAAACCCCUCAAUGUGCAAGAUAGAGGAGACAGACAUAUACAACUUUAACACACCUGCUGUACAUUAAACCUAUGACUAUGAACCAGGAUUUGAGUAGUAAAGUAAGAAUAACUUUUGUUUUGCAUUUUAGCUUAACUUCCCUUGUAUACUACUUCUAUAUGUUUUGAAAAAGACUUAAUGAGUGGGUGGAGAAAAGCACCAACCUAAACUGUGGUGGCUACUUGAACACACAACGGUGCCUCAUGCUCAUGCAUAAACAUGUUUAUUAUGCGAGAUAUAGCUUGUAUUUUAUUUCUUACUGGUAUUGACAUGCAGAGUGCCUAGGUAAUUACCACCAAAAAUAGCAGUAGCUCAGCCCAGCUGGGCAUCCUAAAAUACAACAAUUUAUGUUGACUGAUUUAAGUUGAGCUAGACACAAUGCUAGACGCUGCCAAAUUUAGAUGUUCAUGGGUGUCAGUAUCCAUUGGUACACUAUGUUUAACUUAGCUUCCAAAACAGAGCUUACCAUGUUCAGUUACUAAGUUUCAACAGCAGUAAGUUUCCUCUGUUUGUGACUUUUCCUCUUGAAAUAUUUGUUUGAAUAGCAAUUUAGAUGUUGUUAUUUAUGCAGUUGUUUUUUGUUGUUUUGGUAUUUUACAUUUUGGUCUUUAAUGCGUUUCCCUAAAGUAAACAUGUUUGUGUGGCUUCUCUGAGUAAUUUGUUGGACAUUGUGGUUGUGAUUUCCUUUUUGCUGUUGUAUUGUCAUACCACUGGGCAAGCUGCAGGAGUCGUCGUGAAUUUAGGUUUAAUAAAGUGAGCAGCAAAAACAUUUAGCAAAGUAUUAGUGCCAAAUAAAUUAAUCCUGCUGUAUUUCUUCAUUUGUACUGCUAUUUAAUUUAAUCAAAUCAUUGGCCAUGCAUGUCAUUUUUCUUUGUAGUUCAUGUGAUCUACGUCAGCCUCACUGUAGGGAAAAUAACGGAACUUGUUUGAGCAUUUUUCUUUGCACUAAGUGUGUCAGUUAACUAAGUCUUAUAAUAUGUAAGAUGGUUCUAAUGUUGAGGGAAACUGCAACUGUUCUGUAUAAUCUUAGUAUGUAGUGAUUUACAAAGAGCAAGCUUAAAUCACAGUCUUUUGAGUUAGACUAAUUGUGCCACAUUGAUUUUUUAAACAAUAAUUUCAUUAUUUAGGGUAGACUUAUAUUUGUUUUGUGUUUUCAAACUGUAUCUCUGGCAUUUGACUGUUUCUUUUGUAUGUUGUGCCUUGUUUCUGAAAAUAGAAAUGAUAAGUGCGUGUCUUUACAUCUGACAAGCAUUAAAAAAUAAGAGUGCA